ACCGUGAGGGCUGCGGGCGGAGGGAUGCUGGGGAGCCUGACGGGAAGGACAGCGGGAAGAGAACAUCCUCUCCGCCCGCUCAGCCUCGCGCUGGGUCUCCCGGAGGUGAGAGUUGGCCCUUUCGGGGAGGAAAGCAAAGGCAAGGCCCGGCGCACCGCCGUCCUCCUUCCUCCCCCAGCACUUAGCAGGCUGCACCUGAGCAUCCUGGGCUGAGCGCGGCUGUCUCCGGAUGCCCAGGUGAUGCUCCCCUGCGCGCCGAUGCCCCUGAUCUCCUCCAGCUGUGGCAUUCUCCGCUCCAUCCAGCUGUUGCAUCCUCCCCUCCCCCAUUCGGAGGUGGCUUUCUCCCUUUCUCUCCAUCCCCUCUGGUCCUCCUUCCCCGCUCCCCAGCCCAGGCCCUUCCAGAACCUCCCCUCUUUUCUCCACACACCCCUUGAAUUCCUUGCCUUAAAAAAUAAGCAGGAAUCCUUUCUGCAGAAUUGAGAUAACCAUGGCCUUGGCUGAGGGGAGAGAGAACGGCUCAGAGGCUCCAUAGACAGUGGGAGGAAAUAAUUCUGCCUCAGAAUUGAACUCCUUUACCUGCUCCCUAUUGGGUGGAGAGGCCCUCAAAGAGGAGGUCUGUCCUGACCCAGAGUCCUCCCAGCAUACACCUCUAGAAACACCACUUCCCUUUCAACUCGCGGGGUGGACUCUGGUUCUGUGAGCUCCGACUUUACGUCAGAGAGCCCGAAGGGGAAGGUGAGUGGAAGGGAUUUAGGGAGGAAGGGUCCGUCCAGGUGUACCCUGGGCCUUCCUGUGGCUGAGGGUCCUCUGAGCUUUAAGGCCUGUCCUCACCCGUUUUAUGCUCAAGGGUGGAGAAAGGCAUCUGCCCCUCAGCCAUCACUCACAGGGGAGACUGAGGUGCCGCUGGGAGGGCCGACAGUGUGACACCCCAACUCCAGCACAUGUGAAAACACAACUAAAUAACCAACCCAGAGGAGGCAAGAAGUUUAAGGAAGAGAGUGGCUCGGGACUUCCUGCGUGUCCUUACAGCUGAAGAUGGCAGGGCCCCUCUAAAUACCAAGUGCUGUUUCUUAGUCCUCCCCCUGGAGGUGGCGAUGUGGGCAUCAAGUUUUGCCAGUAAGAGGAUCCUAAAUUCUAGUCCCUCUACCCCAGAGUCGCCCAAUGGCUGACCGUGUGCAUUCCCAGCUUGUCCUGCCAGGGUCUGGGAGAAAAAGGUCUGGGAGUCAGCCCUCUGGGAGCCCCUGCUGGGGCCGAAGGGGGAUUGUGUUGAGAUGAUGCCAGCUGGGCACAUAGGGGCUUCGGCUUCGUGAGGGGUUGGACGCAGAGAUUGGUCGUCCUGCUUCAUUUGCUCCCAGAGGCCUGGGCCAUGUGUGAGGGGAGCAGGAGAGGAGGAGGCAGGCGCGCUACCCCAGAGAGAGCCCCCAGGAUCACCAGCCCGUGCCUUUGGUUUCUUUCUCUGCCCUUUUUUGCGCCCCUCGUGUAUGUUCACUGCCUCCACCCGUGCCCUCCCUACUGCCUCUGAGGAGGAUAAAGAAGGAAGGGGAUCACAUUUAUAAAAAAAACAAACUACUACUUAUUCUGCACUUUCCACACGGCUAAUGCUUGUGAGAAGCUUCCCGCGUCCUCAGUCCUGGGCCGGGAACUGUGUCUGGAUUAUCUCAGUAAGGUCCCCAACAGGCCUGCGAGUUAGCUGGUGUGAGCAUCUCUACAGUAGAAACUUUAAAAAGUUAAGUGAUCUGUUCAGAAUAAGGAAAAUCCGUGUGUGGCAAAAAAAACUUAGGACUUUUAAAGGAACUUUAAUUGCGGAAACUGGUUUAUAACAUUCUGUAAACGUCAGAACAGUGUUAUCCUUUCACAUCCGUACCCGCUGCAGCACGUCAUCACCAAAAGCCCAGUUUCUACCUAGCACCUUACAGUUGACGCCUUUACCCGUUCUCCUAGCCCCCGUCCCCAAACUUAGGAUGAACCCAGGUCUGUCUGCCCCAGGGCCCUUGCUCUGAUCCACCUCGUCUAUACUGCAUUGCCGCUGGGUGACAUAAUACCACCGGCCAUCUGGAGAGGAAAAGACUGAGGUUUGCUAGGAAGUCAUAAUCGGGGUUGCCCAACAGGGCAGGAACAGAGAGGCAGGACCUUGACACACCUCGGAUUCGGAGGCCACCACCCUCCUCCACGGUAUAGUGUUCCCGAGCCAGGUGGCAGGAAUGGCUAGGCGCUCCAUAAUUUUUAUUUCAUCUUUUUCUAUUUAAGAUAGAUUGCUUUCUUAUUUUAAAAGCAAUUCAAAGUCAUCGCACAAAUAUUGUAAAAUAUAGUUAAGCCACAAGAAGAAAAUAAAAAUACCCACAAUUCCUUCUAGGUUUUAAAUGCACGUCCAGCUCAGGAGCUCUUUGUUAUGGGCUGAGCUUCUAGGUCCAUAUAAGCUCCAAGCAGGAAGAACUCUUGUCACCCACAGUACAUUGCUUCUCUCCCCCUAGACCUUAAUGGGAACGGAGGGCUAAAGGGUGAUCCCAGGCCGUAUUGGCCAGGGGGUAAAGGUGGGGUGCAGGGAGUUAGGCCUUCCCCUCAGUCCAGAGGAGGUGGAAUAGCGGGUCUGUAGAGGGAAGCCAGACCUGAUAGAGGAAGGACUGUCCUUGUGACCUGGUUCCACUGGAACCUGAAAUUAAGAUUUGUCCUUGGGAAGUAGAAGGUCGGAGCCCCAGUUUCCCCUUUUUCUGGUCAGGUGGAAGAGACGGCCUCUCCAGAAUCCACAAAGACCCACUGUCCGGCCAACCUGGAGGACAAAGCCAGAAGCCAAGCACUGUGCUCGGGCUUCCCUGUGGCUCACCUACCCCGCCGCGAGCCGAGAUUGAGCUGGAGUCUGACAGAGGCUGCAUUCCAAAAACUAACUCGUCCCACACCGAGGGUCCGUCACUCACACCAGGGCCCAGAGGUCAUGGCCUGCCUCCAUGAGACCCGCACACCCUCCCCUUCCUUUGGGGGUUUCGUGUCUACCCUCAGUGAGGCGUCCAUGCGCAAGCUGGACCCAGACACUUCUGACUGCACCCCCGAGAAGGACCUGACACCUACCCAUGUCCUGCAGCUGCAUGAGCAGGAUGCAGGGGGCCCGGGGGGAGCUGCUGGGUCCCCUGAGAGUCGGGCGUCCAGAGUUCGAGCAGAUGAGGUGCGACUGCAGUGCCAGAGCGGCAGCGGCUUCCUGGAAGGCCUCUUUGGCUGCCUGCGGCCUGUCUGGACCAUGAUUGGCAAAGCCUACUCCACGGAGCACAAGCAGCAACAGGAAGACCUCUGGGAGGUCCCCUUUGAGGAAAUCCUGGACCUGCAGUGGGUGGGCUCUGGGGCCCAGGGAGCUGUGUUCCUGGGGCGCUUUCACGGGGAGGAGGUAGCUGUGAAGAAGGUACGGGACCUGAAGGAGACGGACAUCAAGCACCUGCGAAAGCUGAAGCACCCCAAUAUCAUCACCUUCAAGGGCGUGUGUACCCAGGCUCCCUGUUACUGCAUCCUCAUGGAGUUCUGCGCCCAGGGCCAGCUGUAUGAGGUACUGCGGGCCGGCCGGCCCGUCACCCCCUCCUUGCUGGUUGACUGGUCCAUGGGCAUCGCUGGUGGCAUGAACUACCUGCAUCUGCACAAGAUUAUCCAUCGAGACCUCAAGUCCCCCAACAUGCUCAUCACGUACGACGAUGUGGUGAAGAUCUCCGAUUUUGGCACUUCCAAGGAGCUGAGUGACAAGAGCACCAAGAUGUCCUUUGCAGGGACAGUGGCCUGGAUGGCCCCCGAAGUGAUCCGCAAUGAGCCUGUGUCUGAGAAGGUCGACAUCUGGUCCUUUGGUGUGGUGCUGUGGGAACUGCUGACUGGUGAGAUCCCCUACAAAGAUGUGGAUUCCUCAGCCAUCAUCUGGGGUGUGGGAAGCAACAGUCUCCAUCUGCCUGUGCCCUCCAGCUGCCCUGACGGCUUCAAAAUCCUGCUUCGCCAGUGUUGGAACAGCAAACCACGAAACCGUCCGUCGUUUCGACAGAUCCUGCUGCAUCUGGACAUCGCCUCAGCGGACGUGCUCUCCACACCCCAGGAGACUUACUUUAAGUCCCAGGCAGAGUGGCGCGAAGAGGUAAAGCUGCACUUUGAAAAAAUCAAGUCAGAAGGGACCUGCCUGCACCGCCUAGAGGAGGAGCUGGUGAUGCGGAGGAGGGAGGAGCUCAGACAUGCCUUGGACAUCAGGGAGCACUACGAGCGGAAGCUGGAGAGAGCGAACAACCUGUACAUGGAACUUAACGCCCUCAUGUUACAACUGGAGCUGAAAGAGCGGGAGCUGCUCAGGAGGGAACAAGCUUUAGAGCGGAGAUGCCCAGGUCUGCUGAAGUCACACCCUUCCCGAGGCCUCCUGCAUGGGAACACAAUGGAGAAGCUCAUUAAAAAGAGGAAUGUCCCACAGAAGCUGUCACCCCACAGCAAAAGGCCAGAUAUCCUCAAGACAGAGUCUCUGCUGCCUAAACUAGACGCUGCCCUGAGUGGUGUGGGGCUACCUGGGUGUCCUAAGGGGCCCCCAUCACCAGGACGGAGUCGUCGUGGCAAGACGCGUCACCGCAAGGCCAGCGCCAAGGGCAGCUGUGGGGACCUGCCUGGGCUUCGUGCAGCUGUGCCACCCCAUGAACCUGGGGAACCAGGAAGCCCCGGGGGGCUAGGAGGGGGACCCUCAGCCUGGGAGGCUUGCCCUCCAGCCCUCCGCGGGCUCCACCACGAUCUCCUGCUGCGGAAGAUGUCGUCGUCGUCCCCAGAUCUGCUGUCAGCAGCACUGGGAGCCCGGAGCAGGGGCGCCACAGGGGGAGCUGGAGAUCCUGGUUCACCACCUCCAGCUCGGGGCGACACGCCUCCAAGUGAGGGCUCAGCACCUGGCUCAACCAGCCCGGAUUCACCCGGGGGAGCCAAAGGGGAGCCACCUCCGCCAGUGGGGCCUGGUGACGGUGCAGGGCUGCUGGGAACUGCAAGGGAAGGGUCAGCGGGACGGGGAAGCCGGGCUGGGUCCCAGCACUUGACCCCGGCCGCGCUGCUGUACAGGGCCGCUGUCACCAGAAGCCAGAAACGUGGCAUCUCAUCGGAGGAAGAGGAAGGAGAGGUGGACAGUGAAGUGGAGCUGGCACCAAGCCAGAGGUGGCCUCAGGGCCUGAACAUGCGCCAGUCACUAUCUACCUUCAGCUCAGAGAACCCAUCCGAUGGGGAAGAAGGCACAGCCAGUGAGCCUUCCCCCAGUGGUACGCCCGAGGUGGGCAGUACCAACACUGAUGAGCGGCCCGAUGAGCGAUCUGAUGACAUGUGCUCCCAGGGCUCAGAAAUCCCACUAGAUCCUCCUGCUUCAGAAGUGAUCCCUGGUCAUGAACCCUGCUCCUUGCCUCUCCCACACCAGGACCUACUCAGAGGAGAGCAGGGCCCUCGCAAUUCUGAGGACUCAGACUGUGACAGCACUGAACUGGACAUCAACAGUGGUGAAACCUUGCAGCGCCCGGCCUCCCUCCCUCCAUGAAAGCCCCUCUUGUUCCUGUACAUAGAGAAAUAUUUAUAUAAAUAAUAUAUAUGCGCCACAUAAUUAACAGAGAAAGACGGGGCAGGCCCAGCCUUAAACUAGGCCCGGUGGAGACCGACCCCUGAUCAACUCACCUGAUAAAACUAGACACUGGCAGCUGUGGAAAUGAAGGGUACGUACUGCCCCAGAAUUGUGGGUAAGGGCAAACUGGCCCCUUCCUGCUUCAUCCCAUAAUGUUCAGCGAGUGGUUGGCUAUGUUCUAGACGCUUCCCUCAAAACCCGGGGGGGAGCAGGAAAGGGAGCCACUUAGACUGCACUUUUUUGUUUUGUUUACUGUUUACACAUUUUGCACUUGGGAGGAGGGAGGCUAUGGCUGGGUCCUCCGCGCUGCUGAGGUUUCUCAGGUGGCAAUGUAACUCAUUUCUUUGUCGCUCCAUUUCUCUGCCCAAGCCCUGGCUUAGGGCCUAAGGGGAGGUUAGGAGAUUAUGAAAGCAUGUGUGAUGGCUCAGGCUGAAGAACUGGGGUAGAAGUUCCUGCUUUUACCCUGGUGCCUGAUUGGGGUGGGGACUGUCAUGUUGUAACCCCAUGAAAAAUCUUGAAAUAUAACCACUCCAUGCAGGCCCAGCUGUUGAGGGUUUUCUUGGUGAAGGGAUGGGCAUAGCACACAUGCUGAAUAAGGAGCGCUGGGCUCCAAAUACUGUAAGGGCUUUGGAAAAUACGCUUUUCUAACUAAAUGAAGAUCACUUAAACCUCCAAUCAUCUAAAGUUAUCGGCAUAUGCUGAAGCAGGUACAUCUUUAUAAAGAAUUUUAGUAGAAGAUCCUAAAAUACCUAACUCCUACUGUGUGGAAAGAUAAAUAAGUUUUUAACUUGGACAAGGGGGAGACAUCCCCAGCAACCUGAACCCCAGUCAGAUGUACACUCAACCACCUUCAUGUAUAAGCAUGUGCCCCAAGCCCAUCUGGAAAAGGCUUGCCUAACCGCUGAAGACUGAGUUCUAGAAAAAUAUAUGUCCCCUGCCGCCCGCCGAUCAACAGCAGUGAGCUUGCUAAAGCUACUAGAGGUCACUGUAAUACAGGCAGGAGAGAAAAUAGGAUCAAGGGACCAAAAAAAAAAAAGAUGGAGAGGUAAAACAAAAGAAAACAUCUUAGCUGGAAUAAAGGCUUAUAUUCAAAACCCAAGCAGGGGCCAUGUCCUUUGAGGGAUAAAAGUUGCAAAAGUAACAGCAAGACAAAGGAAUAAAACCCACAUGAAUCACUGUGGCAUCCAGUUUCUAUUCACAAAGAAAAAGCUCCAGUCCAUCUUUUAAUUUUUUUUGAAAAAUUCCUGACAUUACAGAACUAAACUGAAAUGUAUUAAUAUUCCACUCUUACAUUUCCAUGACAAACAAAAAAAAAAAAUUCAUGAGCCAAAAAACAACAAAACCCAAAAAAACAAAAAACCAGAGAAAAGCUUAUAAAACUAAAUAUGGAUCUCAGCAUCUCAGCAGUAACAGCUGAACAGAGAAAGGAAUUAAAACGCUUUAAUUAAAAAAUCAUGAGUGGAUGAUAAAGUGUGUAGAAACUGAAAAUUUACAAACUAUUUAAAACCUGGAAUCGCUGACUGUUCAGAAACUACACAGAUGGAUCAUGAGUGGUGGUGAACAGCAGAAAGGGAUUAUGGAUGAAUCUGUAUUGUUCUAGCUGCUCCCCAUGCCACCCGUCUCCGAGGAAAGCCUGUAACAAAAAAGAACUCAACAUUAGUUUUCUGAGUGGCCAGCUGCACCUAACUUCCAAACUUUCCACCAGGCUGGUGAAAUAUGAAGGAGAAUAUAUAAUCAGUGACUCGGUGUCAAUGGAUACAUUUUACGAUUUCUUGGAUUAAACGAGUAGCAUGAUCCUUUAACCGCUGUAAUCCAAGUUUCCCCAGGCCAAUUACCUCAGAACUAAAGGAAACAGGACCUUGGUUACUUAGACCUGAUUGGUGUGUGUCUCAAACUAUACCUUGAAAUCUCGGUGGGAGGUAUUAAACACGUCCUGAAAAUGUCAUACAUUGAAGUCUCCUCUUACAGGGUCCCAAUACACAGAAGCAUUAUUUCUUUACCUCUGAGCUUAUGUUAGCUCCUCCCAAGCUACUGAUGGAAAAAGCAGUUUGGGAAACCUCUGGAAACCACACCACGAGGCUACUGCUAAGACAGCGCCACGGACACCUCUACGAUAGUCUGGGUCUCUGUUAUCAACUGAAGGCUAUCACUGUUAAGAGACAAUCGUUUUUAAAUGCUAAGGGAUGUUUAAAAAUCACUGCUCUAACAAUUAUAAAAACUAUACUCAAGAAUUUCACUCACCCUAGUUUUUAAGACUAAAACCCCCUAUCUCUGGUAUCUAUUAUUAAUCCAACCCCUCCCUCCAACAUACCUGACUAUAAUAGAUAACAGAGCGUUUGAGGUUCUAGAAUCUAUUUGGGGCUUUGAAGGAAAGGUAUUUUAAGCAUUCAGCCCGCUUCACUGAGAAGAGCUAUCCAUAAGACAGUCUCCAUUUUGAACAGAAAUAAAUGUAGAAGACUCAGUUUCAAGUUAUUUCAUAAACACGUUCGUAGUUCACGGACAUAAUCUGUUGUUUUUAAGCCAAGAGCAUGAAUGAUACCGUUUCAAUUUCAAUGCAAAGCCAGAAAACGGGAGGGGGCACUAUGGUCAGGAAAAUGAGUCCUCCAACCAGUGACUUUCAAGUGCAAUGUUUUUUGUUUGUUUGUUUUUUUCACCCCAGAAGAGGAAGUUCUUAAAUAGUGCAGAAUCUUGUUAACUUCAAAAUCGAGACUGAUAGAGGGCAACAUAAACAAUGGGCCCUGAAUGGAAGAAUUCAGUGGGAACUGAACAUUCAUGGCGCUGGCAGAAACAGCGUAGAGCUAGGGCCUUAAAAUAUAAAAAGUUUAUGUAAGGAGGUCUGGUAGCACUGCGGUAUCAAAAAGAACUGUCCAGAAUUUAUAGAACCCACGUAGGGACUGAUGGUGGGGUAAGAGGGCAGAAGGGGCAAGAAGGGAAAACCCAACCAAA
This is a messenger RNA of Talpa occidentalis (Iberian mole), 8533 nucleotides long. It is a transcript of the gene MAP3K12, whose product is annotated as mitogen-activated protein kinase kinase kinase 12. The record is from RefSeq and is a predicted model, not a curated record. Gene Ontology annotation, molecular function: ATP binding; JUN kinase kinase kinase activity. NCBI's taxonomy places the organism in Eukaryota, Metazoa, Chordata, Mammalia, Eulipotyphla, Talpidae. The transcript has 15 exons. The coding region runs from base 2930 to 5506 and encodes 858 amino acids. Gene Ontology annotation, biological process: protein autophosphorylation; JNK cascade.